CCAAGGAGCGUCGUUUGAAUUUCGGUCACAUUGGUUCAGGGAGAGGUUUAGUCUUUGGUGCAUUGUUGACAAAAAGCUCUUCGCAUAAGACUUAUAUCGGCUGGCAACAGUCUGGCUUCAUUGACGCUGUUUUGUGAACUAGUAUUGGAGGAUGCCUCGUCAUGAUCCUGACAGUUCUUCUGCAAGCCGGCGCAAGGGUGCAGUACCCAAGCGUCGGCCUCCAGCCUCCACCGCGACUGCUUCAACAUCAAAGGCAAAGGCACCACGGCUGAGCAGACCAUCGGCCUCUGCCGUUCCAGCUCCCCCCCCGCGAAAAAAGACAAGGUUUCGCCCUGGCACCCGAGCUCUGAUGGAAAUUCGCAAGUACCAGAAGAGCACUGACUUGCUUUUGCGCAAGGGACCGUUUGCACGCCUGGUUCGGGAGGUGUGCCAUACUUAUACCAGGGACUUCAUGAGAUGGCAGGUGAACGCUCUUCUGGCCUUACAGGAGGCUGCAGAGGCUUUCCUUGUUUUACUGUUUUCCGACGCCUACCUGUGUACAAUCCACGCCAAGCGUGUAACGCUGUUCCCCCGUGACAUUCAGCUUGCCCGGCGAAUUCGAGGAGUGGAUGACCUCUGAGAAUGAGCAGUUUGGCUUGGGAUGGGGUCUGUUGUAGCCUCUCUUCUUCUUGUCACUCAAGCUCAGCCAAGGUGACCAUGGACCAUGGGGUGUUGAGGACCUAACAAUGCUACGUUUUGAUGCAAAGCAUUAGUGGACCUAAUUUGCCCCAAACACACAUGCAUUAUGUUCAUGCCAGUUAUAACCUCAGUAUAUUCUAUAACAAAAUGCUAACUCAGGCAAAGACUAUUGACCAAUGUUUUGCAUUUAGAAACACUUAUUUUUUUGUACAUUGUGAAGGGAAAACACUGUUGGGUAUACUGCUUUAGUUCAUCUGUGUUUUGGACCUCAAGGUACCUAAGCCAAGGUAAAAUCUGUAAAAUAUUAGAUUUUCUGUAAAUAUUUUAGAUAAAUUGUUUUCAUGUUUGAUGUAAAUAAAUGUUUUUAUUCGGUACAAAAACAAUUCGAAAUGGCUUACAUUUGUAUACCCCUGUUUCAUAUGUGCAGGGAUAAAAUCAUAGAAUUACAUGUAGUGGAUUAUAUGAUGUCUAUGGACAACCUGCUAAUGACACAUUUCUGUAAUGAAGGGUGGUGACCCAUACAGCUAUUGUAGCACUACAGAUCCAUUCCUUAUAACCUGGACAUGACUUUCUUUCACGUAAACCUGUUAUUUAUCAUGCCCAAUUUUAACAUGUCUCUGUGGUGUUUUUGUGCACGUGGUUUCAUCCACCGCCUUUUGUCUCAUUGUAUUUUCAUCCAAUGGUGUGGUGUUGCCAGAUGCCCCUUUUGGCUCUCCCUUUUUUAAUUGGUCUCUUGGGACAGCUUUCUGCUGCCUCCUGGCCCCUGAUCUACCUGCUUUCCCAGCAGGCAGCCAAUCAGAUUUUCUGUUUACAUGUGUGCUAGGGCAUCACUUGUGACCGCGAAACCCACCGGGCAACAUUAGAGUUAGAUGUUUAAACGGCACAGCAGUUGAACGACUACAGACAAGUGGGAACACUUUCUGCGUAGGAUCCCUUUUAAUGGCGAGGAUUUUUUUAAGUCAAAGAGAAGGUGUUCAUGUAUUCACAUGGACAGAGAAUAGUACUGUUUAUUCAAGUGCCAUAAUGUACAUUAAUGCAUUUUAAAGGGGAUAUUAUUCAUGGAUGCAAAAUAGGUGCAUUCUUUCGGGCCAUCGACACAUCAGGUAAGGCAAUUUUAUGCUCUUGAGUCUAGUCAAGCCAAUUCAUUGAAUAGCAAUGUUAAGAGCAAUAUAUUCUUGUUCCAUGUUGUUUACUUGCGUGUAUUGUAAAUGUUUGUUAACGGUGCAUUUUAGGAUUGGAAAUGGAAGUAUCCACUGCAAGGAUAGUGUUAGAAAUCAACUUAAUGAAGUUGUGUAGUGUAUAAACAAGAACUCUUUAAAUGUCUUAUUGUUAUUUGAUGUGAUCCACAUCCCUCUUUUCCCCUCUUGUCAUUAGAGCAGCACCCUGGAGGGCUUAUUGUAUGGCGGCUUCCAUGGUGACAAGGGGGAGGGGUCUGUGAACCAAGGGAGCAGCCAGUCAGGAGAGGAGAAUUCCACAGCCAGUGUAAGCCCCAGCUAGCCGGAACCAAUUAUGUUUGUCUGUAGCCUGGUCCCUGACGUUUCUGACAGCCAAUAGUCAAAGGAGUUGGCUAAAACCCAUACACUCCUGUAGAAGGGGACUAUAUGAUAGCAUAUGCCCCAGGUUUGUGAGCAAUCAAAUAUGUUUUAUUAACAUUCCUAAACAGACAUUGUAUCUGAAAUUUUUUGUAAAUAAACAAAUUCGGGAAUUG
Messenger RNA from Oncorhynchus nerka (sockeye salmon), 2386 nucleotides. Its product is annotated as histone H3-like centromeric protein A. Bases 152 to 619 code for a protein of 155 amino acids. The transcript has 5 exons. Gene Ontology annotation, molecular function: DNA binding; protein heterodimerization activity; structural constituent of chromatin. Lineage: Eukaryota; Metazoa; Chordata; Actinopteri; Salmoniformes; Salmonidae. Gene Ontology annotation, cellular component: nucleosome. The record is from RefSeq and is a predicted model, not a curated record.